Messenger RNA from Orycteropus afer afer, 843 nucleotides. NCBI's taxonomy places the organism in Eukaryota, Metazoa, Chordata, Mammalia, Tubulidentata, Orycteropodidae. The record is from RefSeq and is a predicted model, not a curated record.
AUGAAUCUUUUCAUUUACGUUCUUCUUUUGUCCAUUUCGAUAAGAAGUUGUUUCAAUGGAAGCCAAAGUAAUGUAUCUUCUACUGUAGGAGCAAAGCAGCUUCAGUCAAUGGAAACAAACCUGGACAGUUUUAGGAGACGUCUCCUCGUUAUUGUUGUUGGUAUUAUGAUCAUGUCCUUUGUCUUUACCUGUUUGUGUUUUCUCCAUCAUAACUGUAUGAGCGACAAUGCCACCAACGGAGACAUAAUCAGAAAACAAGGGAUAGCAGCCAAACCGUCCAGAUUAUCACCCAGUGAAUCAAAAACAGCCAGUCCAUGCAGCCCAGAAAAACAACCCCUGCUAUCCUGUACAGACAAGUUAUCUGAGCCAUCGAGUCAAAAAAAGUCAUCCAGACCAUCCAGUGUACAAAAAUUACUCAGGCCAACAAGUCCAGAAAAGUCACCUAUACCAUCCAGUGCAGAGAAGUUACCCAGGCCACCAUCCAGUCUACCCAAACUGGUCAAGCCACCCAGACAUCCAAAUCCAAAAUGGUCAGGUAGUAUAAAUAAGACAGACACGUUAUCUCGGCCUCUACCAUCCAAGACUUGUCGAUGCUACAAGGAAAAAUGCCUUGUUUGUAAAACUUCUCCUGAAAGUUCUGAGAUAAAGAACAACUUUGCUCUAACCCCACCAUUUUUAAGUGAAGUGAAGUGUUUAUCCCAGUCCUUUCACAAGGAAGAUUCCAUGGGCAACACAAUAUUUUAUGAUGCAAGUGAUGAUGAUGAUGACAGCGAUAGGGAGAUAACCAUUAUUUGUAACAUAAAGCAAAAGGAAGCUCACCCUAGAGCCACUCAAAAUAGUUAA